Messenger RNA from Neogale vison (American mink), 1069 nucleotides. Its product is annotated as zinc finger protein 665-like. NCBI's taxonomy places the organism in Eukaryota, Metazoa, Chordata, Mammalia, Carnivora, Mustelidae. The transcript has a single exon. The record is from RefSeq and is a predicted model, not a curated record. Bases 7 to 783 code for a protein of 258 amino acids.
AUUGAUAUGAAUAUUUGUAAUAAAUCUGGGAAACUUUUCAUACUUCCUUCAUUACUUAUACAUCAAAAAACACCUAUUAGUGAAAAGCCUCACAAAUGUAAUGAUUGUAGGAAGGCCUUUAGAGAAAGCUCAGACCUCACUAGUCAUGAGAGAAUUCAUUUUGGGCAGAGGGCUUACAAAUGUAAUGAGUGUGGCAAAGCCUUUUCCCAAUUUGCAAAACUGACUAGGCAUCAGAGAAUCCAUACCAGUGAAAAACCAUAUACGUGUAAUAUAUGUGGCAAGGGUUGUAGGCAAAGUUUAAAUCUUGCAUGGCAUCAGAAAAUUCAUACUGGAGAGAAACCUUACAAAUGUAAUGAAUGUGGCAAAGUCUUUUCUGAGGAUUCAAGCCUUACUCAAUAUAGGAGAAUUCAUACUGGAAAGAAACCUUAUAAAUGUAAUCAUUGUGGGAAGACUUUUAGAGGAAGCUCAAAUCUCACCAAUCAUUCUGGGCAGAGACCUUACAAAUGUAAUCAGUGUGACAAAUCCUUUAACCGGAUCUCACAUCUCACUAGACACCAGAGAAUCCAUAUUGGAGAGAAACCAUAUAAAUAUAAUGCAUGUGACAAGGUCUGUAGUCAACAUUCAAAUCUUAUAAUUCAUCAGAGAGUUCAUACUGGAGAGAAACCUUACAAAUGUAAUGAGUGUGGCAAAGCCUUCAUGGAGCAUUCAAGCCUUACUCAACAUAAGAGAAUUCAUAGUGGAGAAAAGCCUUAUAAAUGUAAGGAAUGUGGACCAGUCCUCUAACCUUGUCAAACAUCAGAUAAUUCAUACUGGAGAGAAGCCUUAUAAGUGUAAUGAGUGUGGCAAAGCCUUUAAUGUGUGUUUAAGCCUUACCUGACAUCAAAGAAUCCAUACUGGGGAGAAGCCUUACAAAUGUAAUGAAUGUGACAAGGCAAAUCUUACUAGACAUCAGAAAAUGCAUACUGAAAAGAAACAUUGUAAACCUAAUAUAUGUGGAAAUGCUUUUUUUUUUUAAAGAUUUCAUUCAUUUGACAGAGAUCACAAGUAGGCAUAGAGAGAGGAAGCAGGC